AAUCUUAGUGUUAUUAGGAGUAGAACCACUUAUAUAAAUUGUAAUUUCGGACGUGGGACUUUUAUAUCUUCAACAAUGGCUUCUUCAUUGGAGAGGAAAAGCCAUCCCAAAAUAAAUCAUGUUGAGACUGAGGAUGAAAUUACAAAGGAAGAGGAAGAAGAAAUCUUAUGCUAUGCCCUGCAGUUGGUGGGUUCUUUUGCGCUGUCCAUAUCUCUGCAAUCAGCAAUUGAGCUUGGCGUUUUUGACAUCAUAGCCAGAGAGGGUCCAGGCGCCAAGCUCUCUUCGUCUGAGAUUGCAGCCAAGAUUGGCACCAAGAAUUCUGAGGCACCCAUGAUGAUGGAUAGGAUCCUCAGGCUCCUCACCAGCCACUCUGUUCUCCAUUGCUCUCUUGUUGCUGCUAAUGAGGAUGAAAAUGGUGCGUCUGAUUUUCAGAGGGUCUAUAGCCUUGGCCCAGUAUCCAAGUACUUUGUGAAUGAUGAAGAAGGUGGUUCUCUGGGUCCCAUGAUGGCAUUGACUCAAGAUAAGGUCUUCACGGAAAGCUGGUCUCAACUGAAAGAUGCAGUUGUUGAAGGAGGAAUUCCAUUUAACAGGGUCCAUGGCAUGCAAACUUUUGAGUUUCUAGGUUUGGACCCCAGGUUUAAUCAAGUGUUCAACACAGCAAUGUUUAACCACACUACCAUUGUCAUCAAGAAACUUCUUCACAUCUACAAGGGUUUUGAAGACAAGAACCUCACACAACUUGUUGAUGUUGGUGGUGGCUUUGGAGUGACCCUUAAUCUGGUCACAUCUAGAUAUCCCCAUAUAAGGGGUAUCAAUUAUGACUUGCCCCAUGUCGUAAAUCAUGCCCCUUCCUAUCCUGGUGUGGAACAUGUCGGAGGAGACAUGUUUGCUAGUGUUCCAAGUGGGGAUGCUAUUUUUGUGAAGUGGAUACUUCAUAAUUGGAGCGAUGAGCACUGCCUAAAGCUGUUGAAGAAUUGUUACAAAGCUAUUCCAGACAAUGGAAAAGUGAUUGUUGUGGAAGAACUACUUCCAGCUAUGCCAGAUACUAGCACUGCUGUGAAAGCCACUUCCCAACUUGAUAUGAUUAUGAUGACUCAAAUUCCGGGAGCGAAGGAGAGGAGUGAAGAAGAAUUCAUGGCCCUGGCAACUGGUGCUGGAUUUAGUGGCAUCAGAUAUGAAUGUUUUGUCUGUAACCUUUGGGUUAUGGAAUUGUUUAAGUAGCCAAGUGAUAUGAACGCUUACACACUAAAAUAAAAGUGUUCCGAGCCUGUGCUCACAUCACAUCAAUAACAAAAACACUCAAUUCAAGCCAAAUAAAAUAUUUGCAAAUGUUUCUUGUCUAUGAGCAAGAAAUUAUUUAAGACUCGGCACAUUUUGUCUGCAGAUUAUUUUACUUUUAUCUUUCCCUUGUAAAGUAACAGAAGAAACGUAAUGACAUGAAUUACAAGGUGCGGAAA
Prunus persica (peach) is the source of this 1457-nucleotide messenger RNA. RefSeq names its product caffeic acid 3-O-methyltransferase. The coding region runs from base 76 to 1221 and encodes 381 amino acids. The record is from RefSeq and is a predicted model, not a curated record. NCBI's taxonomy places the organism in Eukaryota, Viridiplantae, Streptophyta, Magnoliopsida, Rosales, Rosaceae. The transcript is spliced from 4 exons. Gene Ontology annotation, molecular function: O-methyltransferase activity; S-adenosylmethionine-dependent methyltransferase activity; protein dimerization activity. Gene Ontology annotation, biological process: methylation.